AUGCAAUUCAAAGCCAUAAUUUCCCCUUCUCCUAACAUUCAAAUCAAAAUUCCCAUGAUCAAACAAUUUUCUUUCUCCAAUUUUCGGCACCCUAAAACCUCCCUUAAGCCCUUCAAUUUAUGCUUUCCUAAAUCCCAUCAAAUUCCCAGAAAUUUGCAGAAAUAUGGUUGCAUUAGUCCUAGCCAAGAAUUUCUGGGUGAAAAUCUUCAAACCCAUGAACCAGAAUCCGACAUUAACCCAGAAAUUCAUAACCUUCAACCUUUAAAACCCACAAAUGUAGCUGAAGAAUUUGCUAAUCAAAGUACAUGGGAUCAAAUAAUUGAGAUUGUUAAGUUUUCUGGGCCUGCUACUGGGCUUUGGAUUUGUGGGCCUUUGAUGAGUCUCAUUGAUACUGCUGUUAUUGGCCAAGGCAGCUCUCUUGAACUUGCUGCUUUAGGUAAUUUUGGUUUUUUAUUUGGGGUCCAGCAACUAACUGUACUAUGUGACUAUGUUGGAUAUGUGUUUAUGUUUCUUUCAGUUGCAACUUCCAAUAUGGUUGCUACUUCACUAGCUCAAAAGAAUGAGGAUCAAGUGCAGCAUCAGAUAUCCAUGUUACUAUUCAUAAGUUUGGCAAGUGGAGUGCUGUUGUUUAUACUGACAAAAGGCUUCGGUAAAUGGGCUUUAACUGCUUUUGUAGGAGCGAAGAAUAUGAAUCUUGUAUCUGCUGCGAACUCUUAUCUACAGAUUCGUGCUUUAGCAUGGCCUGCCAUUCUUGUUGGCUAUGUCGCUCAGAGUGCCAGUCUAGGCAUGAAAGAUUCCCUGGGGCCAUUGAAGGCAUUGCUCAUUGCCACUGCUCUCAGUGGAAUUGGUGAUAUAGUACUCUGUAUAUUCUUAAAUUAUGGAAUAGAUGGUGCAGCGUGGGCAACUGCAGUAUCACAAAUUGUUGCAGCUUAUGUGAUGAUUGAUGCUUUGAAUAGAAAAGGAUACAAUGGGUAUUCCUUUUCAGCUCCAUCACUUGCUGAAUUGCAAGAGAUAUUUGGGAUAGCUGCCCCCAUCUUUGUAACCAUGUUUUCAAAGGUGGCCUUCUAUGGUCUACUUAUUUAUUUUGCUACGUCUAUGGGUACGCAUGUAGUGGCUGCUCAUCAGGUGUUGCUUAAUAUAUUUGGCAUGUGUUCUGUAUGGGGUGAGCCCCUUUCUCAAACUGCACAAUCAUUUAUGCCCGAGCUACUGUAUGGAGCCAACCGAAGUUUAGUAAAGGCGAGAUCUCUAUUGAAGUCUCUUUUGAUAUUAGGAGCAUCCAUUGGACUUCUUCUAGGAACUGCUGCAACUUCUGUCCCCUUUGUUGUUCCUAAUUUCUUCACAUCUGAUACAGUAGUGAUAGGAGAGAUGCGCAAUGUUUGGAUUUGCUUCUUCCUUGCUUUGAGUGUGACUCCUUGUAUACUCCCCUGUGAGGGUACAUUGCUGGCUGGCAGGGAUCUCAAAUUCAUUAGUAUAUCAAUGAGCGGAUGUUUUGCUUUGGGCGCACUUGUAUUACUGCUCGUGAGAAGUCAAGGAGUAGGUUUAGUAGGCUGUUGGAGUGCCCUUGUUGGAUUUCAAUGGGCACGAUUCUUGAUUUCUCUAAGACGCCUUCUUUCUCCUAGUGGUGUAUUAUUCUCAGAGGAUCUUGACUGUUUCAGAUUGGCUGAGCUUAAGGUAGCUUAGGUAAAGAUUCAACAAAC
Chenopodium quinoa (quinoa) is the source of this 1697-nucleotide messenger RNA. RefSeq names its product protein DETOXIFICATION 46, chloroplastic-like. Gene Ontology annotation, biological process: transmembrane transport. The transcript is spliced from 14 exons. Bases 1 to 1680 code for a protein of 559 amino acids. Gene Ontology annotation, molecular function: xenobiotic transmembrane transporter activity; antiporter activity. Gene Ontology annotation, cellular component: membrane. The record is from RefSeq and is a predicted model, not a curated record. Lineage: Eukaryota; Viridiplantae; Streptophyta; Magnoliopsida; Caryophyllales; Amaranthaceae.